Messenger RNA from Amphimedon queenslandica, 1127 nucleotides. RefSeq names its product cell wall integrity and stress response component 4-like. Bases 25 to 1041 code for a protein of 338 amino acids. The record is from RefSeq and is a predicted model, not a curated record. NCBI's taxonomy places the organism in Eukaryota, Metazoa, Porifera, Demospongiae, Haplosclerida, Niphatidae. The transcript is spliced from 5 exons.
AUUAGUUCACAGCAACAAAAGAUAAUGAAGAUCAGACUGACAGCUCUUUUUUAUCUUGCCUUCAUCUAUUUAGGAGUGGAAGGAAAAGUUACUAUUACAUCACUUGGUUGCGAGUCUCCAAAUGGCCUCUCAUCACAUUUAACUGUAGGAAGGGAGUACACUAUGUAUUGUUCAACAGAUAGCUCAUCCCUUAUUGUUUGGAUAUGUCAUCAGCUCAAUCUAGCUUUUCCAUUUACUGAAAAUAGUCUUGGUUCCUCCUGGGAAUAUGGUGGCUUCUAUGCUAAAGCUGUAAGGUCUGAUGGGAAUUCAAUCACAGCAAGCUUGACAUUUACUGCCAAUGCUUCUCUUGAUCAGAAGGUAAUAACCUGUCAGGGUGGAUUUGGAAAUUCAUUUGUCGAAGAUGAGUGCCGUAUACAAAUAGAGAAAUCUGAAUCAACUUCAACUAAAUCUACCACAACAACUAGAGAUGUAUCUACUUCGACUGUACCUAUAUCAACUAGAGUUGGAUCUGCUUCAGCUAUCUCUACAUCAAGUAGAUCAAUUGUACCUGCAGUAUCAAAUGGACCUGGAGAUGGACCUACUUUUACAGCUUCAGUUUCAAUCCAAGAUAGAUCUGUAACUACUUUACCUACAGUUUGGUCUACAAUUUAUUCGCUUUCACAAACAGUGUCGUUAACACCAACUGCUACAAGUACUGUUUCAACAACACCUAGCUCUGGCAAAAUAACUUCUUUAGUACUAACUAUUGUGGUUGCUGUCAUUGUUGUCAUGUUAAUAAUUGCUACUUGUCUAAUAACAUCAUGUGUCUGUGGGAAGCUGAUAAUGUCUAAAAAAUACAGUGACUCUAAUAAAGAUGCUUCUAGUGAUCAACCUCAAGCAACCAUACCGAUGCAUUCAACUGAUAAUGUUAUAAUGAGUGACAACGCUGCUUAUGGUCAAGUAUCAGGUCUCCACAAUGAAGUACCUCAAUCCACUAACAUAAUGACAUCAAAUAAUGUUGCUUAUGGCACUAGUAUGACUGCGUAUUAUGAUUACAUUUAAUGUACCGUAUAGUACUUGUGUAGAUCUAAAUCUAGAAUGUUAAAUUCAAAAAAUGUUGCUAUUGGUUAGUCAACCAGUUAUCACAU